This is a messenger RNA of Camelus dromedarius (Arabian camel), 684 nucleotides long. RefSeq names its product folliculogenesis specific bHLH transcription factor (gene FIGLA). Gene Ontology annotation, molecular function: protein dimerization activity; RNA polymerase II transcription regulatory region sequence-specific DNA binding; DNA-binding transcription factor activity, RNA polymerase II-specific. The transcript has 3 exons. The record is from RefSeq and is a predicted model, not a curated record. Gene Ontology annotation, biological process: regulation of transcription by RNA polymerase II; developmental process. The coding region runs from base 10 to 684 and encodes 224 amino acids. NCBI's taxonomy places the organism in Eukaryota, Metazoa, Chordata, Mammalia, Artiodactyla, Camelidae.
CGCGCCGCCAUGGACGCCGCGCCCGCGCUCCUGGGCGCCCCGCGGGCCGAGGUGCUGGACGACGUGCUGCGGGAGCAGUUCGGGCCGCUGCCCAAGCUGGCUGCCAUCUGCCGGCUCAAGCGGCUGCCGUCGGGCGGCUACUCGCCCACUGAGGACCUGCAGUUGGUGCUGGAGCGGCGGCGCGUGGCCAACGCCAAGGAGCGCGAGCGGAUAAAAAAUCUCAACCGUGGUUUUGCCAAACUGAAGGCCCUGGUGCCGUUUCUUCCCCAAAGCAGGAAGCCUAGCAAAGUUGAUAUCCUUAAAGGUGCGACUGAAUACAUCCAAGUUCUCAGUGAUGUUUUGGAAGGAGCCAAAGACUCGGAGAGACAAGACCCAGAUCAUCAGAACUAUAGCACCAGAACUUCCGAACCACAUAUAUCCUUGGCCAGAGAGCCAUCGAGAAACACCACCCGACAUGCUGGCUGUGCUGUGGGCUUGAAGAAUGAGGAGGAAGGGUCCUGGGCAGAUGGUGGCAGUGGUGAGUCGUCACACCCUUGUUGCCAGAGGGCGGUGUCUGCGACAGCAGUUAGCUGCCCAACCAGGAGUCUGGUAAAGUGUUUCUUCUUAAAUAGCCAUGUAGCUGUCCAAAAACUCAUAACGCAUCCCUUGAGACAUGUGGCAUUUUAUAUGUUAAAACGUGAUUGA